GGUCUUUGAUGUCGUUCAUCAUGUCGCAUUCAUGCCGGAAGAUAGAAGAGUUCGUUGCGUUUCGUGUUUGCUGUUUUUGUACUUAGAGACUUUAUUCUUUCAUUAGCAUAACCAUGACAGGACCAAUACCUUGCUUCUGUUCCCUCAACCCCUUUUCCAGCGUUUUCCCCGUCUCAUCGGAAAGUAAGUAAGUCAGUGUGCAUAGGAAACCAGCCUGUGUCUUCACCGAGGAAAUUAAUUCUACCCACUUUUACCCCGUAUACAUUUUCAAUUACGUUGACAACGGGAAUUUCUUCGCUGUCUUGCCCAACAGUUCAUUUCUUUUUUACCAAUAAGUUGCCAGCAUAAGAUAGAAUUCGUAUGACCGCAAGAUUUGGUGCUUAGGCGAAGCAGGGCGAAAACAGAAUCCUUCCACUGCUUGCGUGCGCGAACAAGUACUCGCCAUCCCGGCGUUGCGGUAGAUCACCAUGGCUUCCCGUCGAAGCCGCACGGGUGCGGGGGGAGAGGCGGAGGCGUCCGCUCCCGCUCCCCGGCGCAGCCGCGGUGCGGCACCCAGUAGCAGUGCCGAUAGCAAUAACAUCAAGGUCUGCAUCCGGGUGCGACCUUUCAUUGAGCGCGAGAAGGGAGAGAAGUGCAUCGUGGAGAUGCCGAUGAAGGAUGUGAUGCGGGUCUUAGACGAGGACGGAAACGCCCAGACCUUCAACUACGACAGGUGCUACUGGAGCCACAGCCGGGAGGACCCCCAGAACGGGUUCGCGGACCAAAACACCCUGAUGAGCGAGCUCGGAAUGGAACUCUUGAACAACUCGAUUCGCGGGUACAACGACACGCUGUUCGCCUACGGGCAGACGGGCAGCGGGAAAACUUGGUCCGUGAUCGGAGGGAAAGACAUGAACCUGGACGCGGGACUGCUCCCGCGCAUGGUGAACCAAGUGUUCCAAAUGCUCGCCCAGCGAAAACAAGAGGAACCAGACUAUCAAAUGUGAAAAUGUCUGGGUCUGGAAAAGUGUAGACCUGUCAUGCAGAUUUUCCAUGACCCAUGAGGCCUGGAAUGCGGGACUUAGCAUGACAGACUCUGCGAGGUCUCUGCCAUGCCUAUCCUGCAUGAGAAACUCCCCUCCAACUUGGUCAAAAGUGUACAGCUUUUGGCACUCAUGCAACACAGAUUUUCGCAUGCUUCAGAUUUACCAUGACAAGUUGGAAUCUUCCAGACCCAGACAUUUUUGCAAUUCAUACAGACUGGACCUUCCAGAUUCGCGUGUCGUACCUGGAGAUUUACAACGACAAGCUGCGGGACCUGCUUAACCCGAUCAAGCAGGGGCAGGACAAGUCCCUGGAAGUCCGGCAACACCCGAAAUUCGGGAUCUACGUGCCGGGGCUCACCGAGUCCGCAUCCACAAGUUCCGAAGAGGUAAAGGCAGAUAAGUUCAGAAAAAAAUUCCGCACUAAAAAAGCAAGAAGAAUGUGUAUGUGAUCAUUAUUAGGAGUAUACUUAACACAGAGCAAAAACACAUUAAAAAUGAAAUUUGACCCCCACCUCUCAGGUGAUGAAAUUGAUGGAUUUCGGGAUGAAGGCCCGCUCCGUGGCGGCCACGAGUAUGAAUGACCGAUCCUCCCGGUCGCACUGCAUUUUUACGGUGUCCGUGACGCAGAUCAAGGGCGACAACCCGGAGAAGCCGUUGUCGCUGUUGCGGUCCAAGAUCAACUUGGUAGACCUGGCGGGUAGCGAGCGACAGAAGAAGACCAACGCCAGCGGGGACCGGCUGAAGGAGGGGGCGCAGAUCAACCAGUCGCUGACCAACCUGGCGCUGGUGAUCCACGCACUGGCGAAGAGCUUCACAAACGAGGGCAAGAACGCCAACGAUUUCGUCCCCUUCCGGAACAGCAAGCUGACGUACCUUUUGCAAGAAUCCCUGGUGGGGAACAGCAAAACCGUGAUGAUCGCUGCGGUCAGCCCCGUAUCCUGAGUAAAAACGUACCCACACCAGAGUCAAGUUGGAAAAUCUGCUAGACAAAUCGGCCAACUUUGCUUGUUUCGCAUGACAAAUUUGGACGCGUAGUGUAGUGCUGUUUGAGCUAGUUCAGCAGCAUUACAGAUCUAGUCGCUCAUGCUGAUUGGAGCAUGACAAAUUUCAAAACACCCUUAGAAAAUGCUUCUCAUGGGGCUCCGCAUGACAAACAUUUUAAGCAUGCAGAUUUGCAUGUUUAGCAUGACAACUAUGGUGUGGGUACGUUUUUACUCAGGAUACCCCGCUCGGUCAAAUUACGACGAGACCAUGUCGACGCUGCGGUUCGCGUAUGAAAUGUAAAAAUGUCUGGGUCUGGAAGAAUGCAAGUUUGUCAUGCUUGUCUGGCAUGACUCGGGAAUCUGUGUUGCAUUGGCACGAAAGAGCCCUCUUAACCGUCAUGCGAAAAGGCAGUUUGCCAUGCGGAAUAUGUAAGACAUGGCAGCCACAAAAUUUGUCAUGCAUAGCUGCGUAUUGCGGCGCGUCUAUCAUUCACUUUUAGCAUUACAAGUUUCCAGACCCAGACAUUUUUGCAUUUCAUAUCGCGAACUCCGUGAAGGAAAUCCAAACGAAGGCGAUCGUGAAUCAGGUACUGGUUUACAAAUUGAUUUUUUUGAACGUAGCAUUUAUUUUUGCUGGUGCACCUUUUUUUUUCCCGCCUGGAUAUUUCUAAUAAAUAAAGUCACAGAUAAAUGAAAACAAAAAGGCAGGAGUACUGAGUUUGAAUUGGCGCUGCGGUCAUCUCUGCCAUACUUUUUCUUUUGUGCCGUUGAUAUGUAAAUGGUCGCACGGUCUUCAUCUUGAUGAACAUGAAUACUGAUGUAAGUCCUAUACGAAACAACCAUGACCCCCCUUUCCACAGGAAGCGGACGCGGACAUUAUCGCGCAGUUGAAGGCGGAGAUCAAGGCGUUGAAGGGCGAGGGCGGCGCGGCGGUGAGCGACGCGGGCACCCAGGAGCAGCUGGCCAUGCUGAACGACCUGGUCGGCAAGUACGGCAGCAACUUCCGGCAGGAGGUGGAGGCCGCGCAGCAGAUGGAGCAGAUGCGGCAGCAGGCGCUGGUGGACAUGGGGCUGUCCGGAAAGGGCAUGGCCACCGCCAUGAACAUGAACCCCAACACGCCCUACCUGAUGAACGUGGCCGACGACCCGAGCCUGACCGGUUGUUUGGUGUAUUUUAUCCCCAUCAACGAGGAGGUGACCAUCGGGUCCGACGCCAGUUGCACCAUCAAGCUGAACGGGCUGGGCAUCGCCCCGGUGAUGUGCCAGCUGGUGAACUUCAACCACACCCGCGUCCACGUGAAGCCGGUGGCGGAUCCCGAGACGGGCAAGUACGGGCGGCUGCUGCGGAACGGGCGCGCCAUCGGGAGCACGCCCACCACGCUGGAGGCGCGGGACCGCUUCAUGAUCGGGCGCAGCUUUAUCUUUAAGUUGGUGGUGCCGCUGCAGAAGGAGAUCAGCCAGAGCAUGACGGAGGAGGACGCCAUCGGGGACCACCUGGCCGUAUCAAAUGCAAAAAUGUCUGGGUCUGGAAGAAUGCGCGAUUUGUCAUGCUGCUUUUCCAUGACCCAUGAGGUCUGGAAUGCAGGACCUAGCAUGUUGACAGGCUCUGCGAGACCUUUCUCAUGCCUAUCCUGCACGAGAAACUCCCUCCCGACUUGGUCAAAACUGGACGACUUUUGGUAAUCAUGCAACACAGACUUUUGCAUGCUGCAGAUUUAGCAUGACAAGUUGCAAUCUUCCAGACCCAGACGUUUUUACAUUUCAUAGGCCGAAAUCAUGGACAACACGUCGGAGGAGUUCAUGCAGGCGAAGGCCUUCGUGGAGGCGGUGGCCAGCCGGAUCGGGGAGGAAGCGGCCAACAACUUCCUCGCCUCCUUCGCCCAGGCCAUCCCCCUGGUGCAGGAGGGCAACGACAUCAGUGCGGAGCUGCGGAAGCGGGACAACCUGCUGCUCCGCCUGGACGUGGUCACGGACGUGAUGGGCUACGAGGGCUCGGUAUCGCAAGGAAAAAUCCCCCCUCCCCGUAUUGAAGAGGUAGGUUUUCGAAAAUUUGUGUUGCUGAUUUGAGGUCACAAAUCACGUGUGUGUUGCAAGAAGACAAGGGCAGCAGCUUCCGUCCCAUUAUGGAGCCGGUUUGUCAUGCUGUUGAGCCAACAUCGCGGACGCUUUUCAUGCUAAGCGCCUAAGUCAAAGCCUCUCUAUUCAGGCUUGAUAUGGGUCCGCAGUCCUCUCCAGCAAGACAAAUGCGAUUUGUGUACUCAAAUACUGCAUCACAAAUUUCGUUUUCGAUAUGGGGAGGGGGGAUUUUUCUUUUUGAUACUCGGAGCCGAUGCUGUGCGUCCGCCUGUGGAAGAAGGAACCGGCGGCCGCGAAGAUGAAGCGCGUCUUCAAGCGGGUGGUGCAAAACAAAAAGAUGAACAAGCACGUGUUCAACAUCGCCGCCUACCUCACCGGGAUCGGCACCGACCCCAACGAGGACCUCUACACCGACGCCGUCAUCGACGGCCACCGCUGCCAGCUGAUUGCCCUCUGGUCCUGGCGCUCCUUCCUGGUCCGCCUGGCGGGCAUGCGCGAGGCCUACGACGACUUCAAAAGUUACGCGGAUGAAGAUAGUAGUACACCUGUUGGUUUAUGAGCUUACUUGACGAGGACCAUGCAUAAAUCCUAGUAGACAAGAGGCAAGAUGAAACUGCCUUGAUGGGCGGUGGUGUGCUUCGCAUCAGUGCAGAAUGAAACAAAACUUGCAUUUCUUUGACUCAAGGCAGGUAGAAAUUCUUCAAUUUGCACAAACUUGAUGGGAGUUUGUUUACUUCGUUUUUGUAUUUGCUCUCGCUCUUGCUGAUGCUGAAGAGAAUCAUCGCUGUAAGGUUGUAAACCAACAUUUUCAUGGUGAUAAGAGUGCACAAAUGCUAAACCCUCGCUUGGCAUCCUGGUCCCCAACGUCCGAUAACCACGAUCCUUGGGGCGAAGUUUCCUACCUCGACGUCCGGCAGAGCAGCACACUGAAUAACCUCUACCAAUAUUCCGGCAGUGACAGCAGUUCCUCCUCGUCUUCGGGCAAUUUGUUACCGCCCUCCACGCCCGCCUCGGCCCGAGAGGUGAUCGACGGUUUGCGACAGCGCCUCGCUAUCGCGGAAAAGGAGCUCCUACAGGCGAGACAGAGAAGUGAGCUGAAUUUUCUUCCCGAAAAGAGAAAGAGCAAAAAGCCGCAAGAGGCCAAAAUGCUUGCGCAGGAGCUACUGGAAGAAUUGCGCGUCAUGAAGGCAGAGCUGCACGCGUGGAAAUAGGCAACUGUUUAUAGAGCGAGCGGAACUAUUUUUUUUCUCGUUCAGAUCGAUGUAGCAAGGCAAGGCCGGCGGCUACAGAGGGAAAUUAAUAGGUUUGUUUGCUUUUUCCUUCGGUAUAUGCAGCCUGUUUUCAUCUCAGAAAUACAAUGCUUACGCCCCGUCGUCAGCCUUGCCGGCUGUUCUUUCUCCGCACGCCAAAGUAUUUGUUGAAAGAGUUCCUUAUUCCGCGACCAUCCUUAUUUCUCUUUUGGUAAUUGCAAGUCUUCUCAUUUUCAUACGUAAUUCAGUUUCCUAAGUAGUAACUUGGUGGAUGAAGCUGAUGACGAUCGUCGUGACUUGUGAUUAUCUUUUUU
Molecule: messenger RNA, 5647 nt
Organism: Amoebophrya sp. A120
Lineage: Eukaryota; Dinophyceae; Syndiniales; Amoebophryaceae
Source: the annotation of a GenBank genome assembly